Diachasmimorpha longicaudata is the source of this 4113-nucleotide messenger RNA. RefSeq lists its product as uncharacterized. The coding region runs from base 1 to 4113 and encodes 1370 amino acids. The record is from RefSeq and is a predicted model, not a curated record. Lineage: Eukaryota; Metazoa; Arthropoda; Insecta; Hymenoptera; Braconidae. The transcript has 2 exons.
AUGGCUCAUAUAGAGAAUAUGAAGUCCGCCCGCACGAUUUUUAAAUCACGACUAACAAGGUGUAAAACUUUCUUGGAUGGAGAUACACGAGAAACAAUGGUCGAACUCAUCGAGGGAAAAUUAAAAACACUAACAGAGAAAUUCGCUGAAUGGGAGCGAAGCAACAAGGCACUCCUCGAGCUCGACAUCGAUAACGUAGACAUCAACACCAAAGAAGCUGACACCAUAGAAGACAACUAUGAACUAGUGGCAGCUAGGAUGAGACGCCUCAUUAAAGAAAAAAAUUCACCCACAGUGCAAUCGCCAUCAACACAGCCGACGUCACCUCAUAAUGUACAUUUGGCAAAUUUCAAUAUGAAAUUGCCCGAAAUUACAUUACCAACCUUUGAUGGACGGUUCGAAACGUACAGAUCCUUCAGAGAUCAAUUCAACGCUCGUUUACCCAGUCAUGUUGAUAAGGUCAUCAGGCUACAGUAUCUCCAAACGUGCUGCAAGGGAGAAGCCUUUCAAGCCAUUGAGGCCCUGGACAUCACUGACGUCAAUUACGACGCAGCUUGGGCUCUCCUGGAUAAAAAAUUCGACAUCCCCAGGCAAGCUCUCCGACGGCAUUGCUCUCACCUCCUCAACAUUGGGAAAAGAAAUAAAGAACACACAUCGCUCAUCGACCUUGUCAACGCAGUGCGCCAACAACUACGCUCCAUCAGUGGUUUUGGUACAGCAGAGGACCAAUUGAAUGGCAUCAUAUGUACCAUCAUUCUCGACCAAUUGGAUGAAGACCUAGUAUUCCAAUGGGAAACCCUCAUAGAAGGCAAGGAGAUGCCAAAACACGAGCAACUCCUGGAUUUUCUUGAAAAACGUGGCAUUUGUGCUAAAAACGCAGACACAUCCAAAUCUUCCAGACAGAAGAACGAGUCACCACACAUCAAAGAUUUAGGACGAAAAAAUCCACACAUUAAGCGUCAACAAUAUGCCAGAUCCAGCCCUUCAGAGACAACCAGAGGUCAAACUUUCCUCACCAAUACUCCUAUGAAAUGUCCAGUCUGUUCAGAAGAACAUAGAAUUUACGAGUGUUCUAAGUUCACAGACAUGGAUGUUGAAAAUCGAAAGAAGCUAAUCUUCAAUCAAGGCCGUUGUCUCAAUGGCCUAGCCAAAGGACAUGGGAUAAAAGAAUGCAAAUCAAAGGCCUAUUGCAAGACGUGUAAUAACCCAGAAGCAAGGCAUCAUUCUCUUCUACACCAUGUCCGGGAAUCUCCAACAGCAUCAGCUAGCACCAAUUCAUCAGGACAGGACAUUCUCCCCACCGCCAUUGUGAAUUUGCUGAACAAAAAUCAUCAACCUGUUCAGUGUCGUGCUCUGAUUGAUACCGCCUCAACGAAGAAUUUCAUUACUCAAGAAUUGGCUGCUGAACUGGGCAUCAAAAGGUUAACCUGCUCCAUCCCCAUUGGAGCUCUAAACGAACUCUCCACAACUGUCCAUCAUCGGAUCCAGACAACGAUCACCUCUCAACAGAAUAACUUCAAAAAGGUAUUGAGUUUUCUAAUAGUUCCCAGAAUUUCAUCUCUCGUGCCCAGUGAUCAGAUUGAUCGUGAAUCACUGAACAUCCCAAAGAAUUUACCUCUAGCAGACUCGAAUUUCCACAAACCUGCGCCAAUUCAGGUCUUGUUGGGUUCCAGCACAUCCAUCUCCAUUCUUAGCAUAGGACAAGUCAAACUCCCCAACGCAGCAGACAUCUAUCUUCAAAAAACCGUAUUUGGUUGGAUUGUCUCUGGUAAUAUGUAUGACGAAUCUGAUGAUUAUCACGGAAACUGUCAUUUCACCGAAAUUAUGAAUGACUUUAAGAAAUUUUGGGAAAUUGAAGACAUCGGGCUCAGUGAGAGCCGACAAUCAGAAGUUGAAGUAGCUUGCCAAGCCCAUUUUCAAAAACACGUCUCACGCAACCUAGAAGGCCGGUAUGUGGUGGCACUUCCCUUUAAUGAAAAAAAGGAUCAGCUUGGUACUUCAUUGCUCCAAGCAAAACGCCGACUCCUCUCAUUGGAAAGGAAAUUCCAAUGGAACCCAAAACUCGCCGAGGACUACACGAAGGUCAUCAAGGAGUACCAGCAGCUGGGCCACAUGAAGAAAAUUGAAUCAGAGGUAGAAGAUGGCUUCUACCUACCCCAUCAUGCAGUUUUCAAGGAGACCAGUCUCACCACCAAGACUAGAGUGGUGUUCGACGGUUCAGCAUGUUCCAGUACGGGUAUCUCACUCAAUGACGCCCUGAUGGUCGGCCCAACCAUUCAGGACGAUAUCCUAGCAUUGGUACUUCGAUUCAGGCUCCACAACUAUAUACUCACUGGCGACAUCGAGAAGAUGUAUCGCCAAGUGCUGAUCAGACCUGAGGAUACCAAGUAUCAACGCAUCCUUUGGCGCGAACAGGGAAAAAUCACUACAUAUGAAUUACAGACAGUCACGUUUGGUCUCUCCUCUGCUCCAUUUCUCGCAGUCCGAUGCCUUCACCAGUUGGCUGACGACGAACACCACAAAUUCCCAUUCGCAGCAUCACGAUUGAAGCGAGAUCUCUAUGUUGACGAUCUUCUCACUGGAACCUCCACACUAGAAGAAGCCCUGAUCCUCAGAGACGAGAUGAUUAGCUUGCUCAAAGCUGGUGGUUUCAACCUGCGGCAGUGUGCCUCCAACUCUCACCAAGUUCUCCAAGGGCUCUCAGACUCUACAGUCAAUCUCCAGCUGCUUGGAGGUGAUGAUCCCACAUUGAAGACUCUCGGAAUCCAUUGGGAUUCACAACAGGACAGUAUUGUGUAUACUGUAAACCCCAUUGGCACCAGAGACAUCAUCACGAUGAGAACGAUCGCAUCAGACGUAGCACGCAUUUUUGAUCCACUUGGACUCCUAAAUCCAGUGGUCACACAUGCCAAAAUCAUCCAGCAAGAACUCUGGAGGCUGAAGCUGAAUUGGGAUGACUCCACACCAUUAGAAAUUCAUACCAGAUGGAAUGAAUUUGCCUCGCAGCUUCCCCUACUCAAUAAGAUGCAAUUCAAACGACAAGCCGCAACGAAUCUUCAACAUCUGGAAUUGCAUGGCUUCUGUGAUGCCAGCCAAGCUGCCUAUGGAGCCUGCAUCUAUCUAAAAUCAAUUGAAGAAAAUGGAAAGGUCCAGGUCAAUCUCUACUGCGCGAAAUCCCGGAUAACACCACUCAAGGGUACACACACGAUUCCUCGAUUAGAACUGUGUGCCAUGGAACUGCUGUCCAAACUGUAUGUCACCGUUAAAACAUCAACGAACCUCGUACCUCGACGAGAAAUUUUUUGGUCUGAUUCCACCGUGGCUCUCCACUGGAUCAAGACUCCUCCUCAUCUCCUCCAACGGUUUGUAGGCAACAGAGUGGCCCGAAUCCAAGAAAUUACCAAGGACAUCGAAUGGAGACAUGUCCGCACGCAUGAGAAUCCCGCAGACGCAGUAUCCAGAGGUCAACUGGCUUCUGAUUUCUUGAAAAAUCACCUCUGGCUACAUGGAACCCAAUGGCUUCAAUUACCUGAAGAGCAUUGGCCCCAUUUACAUAUUGCACGACCCACAGAACUACCGGAACUAAAGAAGGCCACCUGUCUCUAUAUGACUGAAACUCCCAAAAAUCCAUUUCUCCAUCAAUAUUCAUCUUUUGAGAAACUGAAACGAAUCACAGCACGAUGUUUGAGGUGGCAUCAGAGACUCCCACACAAACAUCUCACUCUCCAAGAACUACAAGCAGCAGAAACUAGGAUCAUGCAAUUAGUGCAUCAAGAAGCCUUCUCCACCGAACUAACUCUACUUCAACACGGACGACCUCUCCCUCUCAAGAAUCGACUCAAUAACCUCAGCCUGAAGCUCGAUGAAAACGGCCUCAUACGAGUUGGUGGACGACUGAGAAAAUCUCGUAACUUCCCUCUAGAUGGAAAACAUCCGAUACUUUUACCCAAAGGACAUCACAUCACCCAUCUUCUCAUCAAGAAACUCACUUGUCUAACCUACAUACUGGCAUUCAGACCACCCUCCAUCUACUUAGGCAGCGGUACUGGCCCAUUGACGGGCGCAGCCAAGUCAGAUUUGUCAUCCACAAAUGCAUCAACUGUGCUAGGGUAA